AUGCCUCCAUCAAUAGACCGCAGCAAGGUGAUAAUUCGCCCAAUUUCACCCAACAAAGCUGAACAAAUGUGGGUCUGGGAGAUGGUUAUUCGUAAUUUAACAAAUUAUGUCAUACCAGGAUUGGUAAAGAGAACCCUGGCGCAGCUGCCAGCCGCCGCGAUUGCCGCCCCUGUCCUAGCUUUUCUGUGGUACGUCACGGGAAAUGCUAUUUUCUCCGUACUGGCAACUGUAAUCUUCUGGGUAGUAAUUAGUGUGGCCAACUGCUACAUGGGAAUGUGGGGAUGGGAGGCAUGCUUUCAAGAGGAAAAGGCGAACCUGUACGAAUACUACAACAGGCCCAAGUCAAGGUUUUGGGUGGCCGAGCACGAAGGGAGAAUACUGGGAUCUGUGGCCAUUGACAGGAAAACUGACCACGUUGCUGAACUUAAAAGAAUGGUCCUAGAACCGGAUUUUAGAGGGUCUGGAAUAGCCAGCGAUUUGGUUAAAACCGCCGUGGAGUUUUGCAAGGAGAAUGGUUACAAGGAGCUUUUCCUGUCGACAACUGAAUUCCAGCAUAGCGCACGCGCCCUUUACACCAAAUGUGGUUUCAAAGAAACUGAUAUUAUCAAAGAUCCUGGAGAUUUUUAUCUUACAACAUUAUAUGUCCAUAUUUUUAGAAUGACCUUGACCGAGGAGAAGAUAAAACCAUUUGCACAUGUUUUUUCUUGGCAUAAGCCCAAUUAG
Lingula anatina is the source of this 723-nucleotide messenger RNA. RefSeq lists its product as uncharacterized. Gene Ontology annotation, molecular function: N-acetyltransferase activity. NCBI's taxonomy places the organism in Eukaryota, Metazoa, Brachiopoda, Lingulata, Lingulida, Lingulidae. The record is from RefSeq and is a predicted model, not a curated record.